Molecule: messenger RNA, 2130 nt
Organism: Fusarium sp. VM40
Lineage: Eukaryota; Fungi; Ascomycota; Sordariomycetes; Hypocreales; Nectriaceae
Source: the annotation of a GenBank genome assembly
AUGAGCCAGCCAGAAUCGUCACCAACCGACGCCCACCAACGUCUCACCUUUAGGCGUAAGCGGAAGCAAGUUGGACGAGCUUGCGAUGGCUGCAGACUUCAGCGGAUAAAAUGCGAUGACACUGUUCCCUGUCUAAAUUGCAGAACGCGCGGUCGAGAGUGCAGUAACGGCAAUGCCAAUCUAGCGCCCACUCUCCCCCAAGCUCAAGAUGAGAUCGAGAAGCUGAAACGAAGGGUGAGGGAACUGGAGGCCGAGCUAUCGCGAGAGCGCAGCUGUAAGGCAGGUCUUGUGGAUCAAACUCAAGAAAGCACACCGCCGGGCGAGUCACCUUUUUCUCAAAAGUCAGCAAAUUCAGAAAAGCCCAAGACAAAGUUCUGGGAUGGUGUGUUUCUUCGACCGGCGAGAUCGCCGCACAGUGCUUGGUUCGGGCCGUCUUCACUUUACUUCUUCACCCACCGACUCAGUACUUUCCUAAGCACCCAGACAGAUCAAAUGCUCAUCCACCUUGCGACUAAUCUGGUACUACACGAACAACCAACCGCCACACAAGAUUGUUCCAAGCUGUUAGGGCUUCUUACUGGAUUCGGUGGCGAUGCAUUCUUCUUGACUCCGAUUCAAGAAGAGUACUUCAUAAGUCUCUACUGGGAAACAUAUCACACGUCUCUCUACGCUUUCAUCGAUGAAGCAAACUUUAAAGCACAUGUCCAGUCACUCUACGUUGAUGUCCCACCAGGAUCUCAAAGGAAGUCAUCGGCCUUGGUGGACAUGGUCCUUGCCAUGUGCAUGCAAUACCAUGCUUCAGCAAAACCGUCUAGCCAGCAGAGAGAUGUUCUCGAAGGCAACGACGCGACUAUGGCUGGGCGAUGGUACUACCGAAGAGCCGAGGCACUCAUGACUUGCGAGGUGGAGAGCCCGUCUACCUCAACCUUACAAUGCCAUAUAUUAUGUGCGGUAUAUGUCUGUGGUGGAUCUUUCCAUAACAUGGCAGACACUGCGUGUUCUCUGGCUGUUCGGACGGCUUACAUGCUAGGACUCCACCUAGAUCCCCCAUCCACUUUGUCACGACGCGAGCGUGAGUCAAGAAGACGAUUGUGGUGGUCUGUUUUCGAAAUUGACACCAAAGUUGGUAUAAAGGUUGGCCGACCGUUCCUUAUUCGCGAUACACAUGAUAUGCCCGAGUUGCCAAGUGACACCUUUGAAGCUGCGAUGGAAUCAGGUUCGACAUUUGCUCCGAUUGGUGACAAUGCUACGUGGCUCAGCCUCAACUUGCAGCGAACCAAACUAUACCAGAUUGUACGGACGCUCAAUCUUGCCCUGUAUAGCAGGGAGCUUAACAUCCAUGAGGGUAACUCAGUUUAUGAUGACCCCAGCACAUUGGAGGAUCUCGCAAGCACUUGGGGUCCACAAACAUCAAGUCUCACAGAGUGGACGAAGCAGAUUCCUCAGUCUUUGAAGACUAGCCGUAAAGGAGGUACUGCGUUUUCGCAUGAUGGCUCAAUCCUCAACAUUGAACAAUAUGCACCUCUCUGGCUCCAAAGGCAGCGUUUAUGUCUGGAACUAGAAUAUCACCACGUUUGCAUCAAUCUCCACCGCCCAUUCAUCUCAUUUUCGACACCGCAGGGAAGCAUGGCGGCUGAGAUGGCAGCGAAAUGCGCCAUGCACGCUAUAGAGCUGUCCAGCAUCACCCGCCAAGUUCUGACCAACACGACCAUCCUCAAUGGCUGGCAUGAAGCGUUUCAGUGGCAGUGGAGCGCGGCAAUGACAAUGGUAGGCUUUGUCGUCGCCAACUUCCAACACCCUGUUACAACCGCGGCACGGUUUGCUAUUAAAACCGCUGUUGAAGUGUUGGAUAUUUUUUCUCGUAGCUUUGAUGCCGCAGUCAAAGCAGCCACAAUCGUGCGUACGAUGCACACCAACAUUGAGGCUGUCAUGGAGUACCUAGAUUCACAACCUGAUCAGGGAUCUAUACUGGCUAACGCGCCCGCAUCCGAUGCACUUUUGACCCAAUUCGAUGCUAUUGGGCAAGACUUUGAUCUUCUAGAUAUGGCUAUGGAUGUGGACUUUUGGGCUGAGCUAGACAUGCUUUUGCCUGGUGCUACAGCCGCAACGACUCAGACAGUGGCAUCGUGA